Molecule: messenger RNA, 3339 nt
Organism: Pungitius pungitius (ninespine stickleback)
Lineage: Eukaryota; Metazoa; Chordata; Actinopteri; Perciformes; Gasterosteidae
Gene: hpse2
Product: heparanase 2
Exons: 12
Coding region: 159-1922 (587 amino acids)
Biological process (GO): extracellular matrix organization
Cellular component (GO): membrane; extracellular matrix
Molecular function (GO): hydrolase activity, acting on glycosyl bonds
Source: RefSeq, a predicted model, not a curated record
GGGGUGAAACAACUAGACAGGAAGACAGAUCCAGAUCGAUGAGGCCGAGGUAAAGAGCCACCAUCGAACUUGGCUGAAGCAACGUUGUUCUUCUUCUCCUUUUUUCCCCGUUAAGCCUUAUUACGCACACUCAUCCUCCUGUCCUCCAAACCAAGAAGAUGCCCAAAUCCUCACCGUGUGUAUUCCCAAGGUCCUUCCUGUGGCUGGCAUCUUUAGUCGCUUUGGUGGUGCAGUCGGUGCUCUCUUCCUCCUACUCCUCUUCCUCCUCCUCUACAUAUCAGAUAUCUGUACCCGGACGGAAGCGGUCGGGCUUUAUGGAGAGGACGCUGGUUCUCCUGGAUGUCAACACCCGCAGUCCGAUCCGAGUCCUCAACGACAACUUCCUUUCUGUGCAGCUAGACCCUUCGAUCAUCAAAGACGGCUGGCUGGACUUUCUGAGCUCCAAGCGCCUCGUGACCCUCGCGCGCGGCCUGUCUCCGGCCUUUUUGCGCUUCGGCGGAAAGCGAACCGACUUCCUGCAGUUCAACAACCAGAAGAACCUCGCCAAAUUCAGAGGGCCGGGGCCCGACUACUACCUGAAGAACUACGAGGACGACAUAGUGCGCAGUGACAUUGCAUUGGACGAGCAGAAGGGCUGCAAACUGGCCAACCACCCCGACAUAAUGCUGGAGCUGCAGAGGGAGAAAGCGGCCACCACGCAGCUCGUCCUGCUGAAAGAGCAGAUGUCCAACAUCUACAGCAACAUCACGAUAACAGCCAGGUCUUUAGACAAACUGUACAAUUUUGCCAACUGUGCCGGUCUGCACCUGAUCCUGGGCCUCAACGCGCUGCACCGAAACCCAGACAACUCCUGGAACACCUCCUCAACGCUGAGCCUCCUCAAGUACGGCGCCGGCAAGAAGUAUAACAUCUCCUGGGAGCUUGGCAACGAGCCCAAUGCCUACCGCAGCAUGGUGGGCCGAGCGGUCAACAGCACCCAGUUGGCCCAGGACUACGUGAAGCUGCGGACCCUGCUGCAGUCCGUACGCUACUACCACCGAGCCCACCUGUACGGCCCCAAUGCGGGACGACCCCGCAAGAACGCCGUCCUGCUGCUGGACGGGUUCAUGAAGAAUGCUGGCUCUGCUGUAGAUGCAGUUACGUGGCAACAUUAUUACAUGGAUGGCAGAGUGAACAAAGUGGAGGACUUCCUAAAAACGCGUCUGUUGGACACGCUGACAGAGCAGAUCACUAAAGUCACCGAGGUGGUGAACACACACACUCCCGGUAAGAAGGUGUGGCUGGGUGGACUGGGCCCGGCGUGGGCAGGAGGCUUCAGUAAUCUCUCUGACACAUACGCCGCCGGCUUUCUCUGGGUGAACGCGCUGGGACUGUCUGCCGUGCAGGGGAUCGACGUUGUCUUGCGUCACUCAUUCUUUGACUACGGCUACACGCACCUUGUGGACCAGAACUUUAACCCUUUACCGGAUUACUGGUUCUCUCUGGUCUUCAAGCGCCUGGUGGGUCCGAGGGUUCUGGCCGUGCGGGUGGCUGGACUGCAGAGGAAGCCGCAGCCAGGACGGGUCAUACGAGACAAGCUACGCAUCUACGCCCACUGCACCAGCUACUACAAUCAUAACUACGUGAGGGGGUCCAUAACAAUCUACAUCAUCAACCUGCAUCGGUCGCGAAAGAAAAUCAAGUUGGCGGGAACGUUACGGAACAAUACGGUCCAUCAGUACCUGCUGCAACCCUACGGGCCCGAUGGACUCAGAGCCAAAUACGUCCAGCUGAACGGAGAGAAGCUGCUGAUGGUGGACAACGAGACGUUCCCAGAGUUCAAGCCGAAGACAUUGAGGGCUGGACGGACGAUAGCCAUGCCUCCCAUGACCAUAGGCUUUUAUGUCAUCAAAAACAUUAACGCGUACGCCUGCCGAAGAUAGCACUGACCUUCUGACCCAAAGCGUAAAAACCGUUUGGCUCUUCAUUUUCUUUUUCCACCUCUCUGGGAAAACAAAGGUCAGAAUACCACUUUGAUCGGGAUUUCAUAUCUUGCUCGAUGACACUUGUGUAGAGUGUGGUCUUAGUUUAACAGCAACCUCUUAUUUCAAUGAUAAUAUUUAAACCUUGACUUUUGUCAUUUGGGUCCUUGUUGCUCUGAAAAGGAGACUUGACCAAAACCCAUUAAAAGGGCUGCACUGAACACUUUUAAAAUGUUUUUCCCAGAAACUCCUCAUACGCUACAAGACUUGAAUGGACUGAUUGUUUUGUGGCUUUGUAUGGAGUUAUGCAAUACCAUUAAUAUCCACAUUCUUUAACGUGAUUAAGCUCUUGGAUUGCAAAAUCUCCGUCUGACAAAAGUUUAAUUUCCUUUUUAUCUCCACUGACCGACUGAGAGAAAACUCAUUAUAGCUUACGAAGGGUGUGUGUGGGUAAUGCCUGGACAAGCUAACGGCUUAGUGUGUGUGUAUCCAUGUGUUUUAUUGAUAAAGCUACUGAUGUUUUCUUUCCAGUCUGUUGCUUCUGAAAGUAUAUAUAUAUAUAUAACUUCUCUUUCCAUAUGGAGUGGCUUAAAGGGACAAAGCCUUCAAAAGUUUCUUUUAAAGGCUUGUUUGCUGUGAUGUGUGUAUCAUUGCAUUUCUGCUGCAGGUUUAUAGUGUUGCGUUGCAGUGGUGCGUAGCUGAAGAACAGUGUGAAUCCAUCCACAACACCUGGCCUCGCAGGCUGCCUACAUCCUGCUUUCAAAAAUGAAAAAAUACCAGUUUUUGGGCUGUAUUUUUAUGUUCAGUGUGAUCUCACGUUUUAUAAUCCUCUUAUGCUGCUAGGGUGUUUUGUACCAAAUAUACUUUAUAUAUUUUACAUAAUUUUGUACAGAUUUACUGUCAUAUGGUAUUAGAUAAUGUAUUGUACAUAAAGAGAGUGUUGGAAAUAAGUGAUUUGUUUACUUACACACAGUACACAUCUAAUUUAUACUUUGCUUUGUCUUUAUAUUUCUAUUAUUAAACUCUGUGUUUUGCAAAAAAAGGAAAAAACCUUUCACAUUUAUUGAAGUUACAUUCCAUAGUAUUUUAACAUCUUACACAAAGAUUGGCUUCCUUUAAUAAAGACUAAAACCGUAGAGUGAUUAAAGAUGUCAUUAUCUUGUCUGUAUUGAUUGAAUCAGAACAAUGACAAUGGGGAUAUUAUCAUAAGAUAAGAUGAGAGGCAGCAGGUUCCGUACCCAACAUUAAAGAAUAUUUGUUGAUAGUUGAUGUAGAGAUGUUCAUAUUUCUUUUGCAGAGCAUUAUUUUACUAUGUAAAGUGUUCCUAUAUAUUGUUUUUUUAUUUUUCUAAAAGUUAACAUAAUAAUAAACACAUCAA